This is a messenger RNA of Cryptococcus amylolentus CBS 6039, 3720 nucleotides long. RefSeq lists its product as hypothetical. Gene Ontology annotation, cellular component: cytoplasm. Gene Ontology annotation, molecular function: ATP binding; protein serine/threonine kinase activity. NCBI's taxonomy places the organism in Eukaryota, Fungi, Basidiomycota, Tremellomycetes, Tremellales, Cryptococcaceae. The transcript has 6 exons. The record is from RefSeq and is a predicted model, not a curated record. Gene Ontology annotation, biological process: peptidyl-serine phosphorylation; autophagy. Bases 1 to 3720 code for a protein of 1239 amino acids.
AUGGCCCAGCCUGCACUCCGUAAAUCCAAAUCCAACCUCCGCCAGAGACUAGGUCUCACCUCUACCCGUGCCACACACCUCUCCCCUAUCGCGUCAGCCGGCUCUACCAACCUCGCGUCUUCUACAUCCACCACCGCCUCUUCUGCCUCGCGCACAGACUCGCGCUCCGCCUUUACCUACGAUACCAGCUCUCCCAGCCCGCCUCUGAAACGUCCCGAGUUUGACACCAUCUCGUACAACAGUGCGAUGAGUGCUAGUAUUGGGGGGUUCACGGAGGAGGCGGGCGCGUCGAAUUCGACGUUGGUAUCGGAGGAGUCUGUUGUUGAGCAGACGUAUCAGACUCCUGCGCAAGACCUCCAGCCGUACCAAGCGCCUUCACAGUACCCACCGCCAGGCGGGGACGAUACCCUCCACCCCAAUAUCGCCAGCGUCACCUCGGGUGCCGACGACAUCUUUUCUCUCACCGACCAACAACUGUCUGACCGUUUUACUUUCAUCAGUGAAAUCGGGUUUGGCAACUGGGGUAGUGUCUGGCUGUGUAAGCCCAAGCAUGCGAGAAGUAGUCAGCUCGAGCAAGGGGCGGUGGUGAGGCUUGGCAAGCAAGCUGCUGCUAGUGGAGGAAGUGGAGCUGGAGGGAAGGUUGCUAUCAAGCUCGUUCACAGGAGCAAGACUGCGACUACCGCCGCUCGAGUCCGUGCUUUGUGGGGCGAGAUGAAGAUUAUUCGUUCGCUUCGACACGAGCCCCAUCCGAGCGUUAUCCAGUUUGAGGCUUUCGUCAUCACUCCCUCCUAUGCUCUCGUGAUCAUGCCUCACCUUUCGCAUCUUAUCCCCGUCUGUCUCCCGCCUUACCGCGCCACUCCCUACUUUCGCCAGCUUGCCUCUGCCGUUGGCUACCUCCACGAGCGAGGGAUCACGCACAACGACAUCAAGCCCGCCAACGUCUUGCUCAGUCACAACGACAUUCCCGUCCUCGUCGACUUUGGCUUUGCGCAAAAGUGGGAUAUCGCCGCGCGAGGCAGUUUCCUCAGUAGCAUCAGCUGGGGUACGCCCGAGUAUCUCGACCCCCAGAGGGCGAGGGGUAUGCCCCAUGACGAGCGUGCUUCGGAUGUUUGGUCACUUGGUAUCACCAUGUUUGAAAUCUUGAUCGGCAGAACGCCCUUUGAAGCCGACGACCAAGAGCAGUUCUCGACGCCUGAAGAGCUUGUCGUCUACUAUGAGCGUACCAAAGUCGGCCGAUGGGUCGGUGAAUGGGACAUGCCUCCCGAUAUCGAGGUCCUCCUUCACAAGAUGAUCAAUCCCGACCCGGCCUACCGUAUCACCGCUAUGGACGCGUACCACGACGAGGCUCUCCAGCCUUCUGCCCCCAGUGUCAUCGUUACUCCUCACUUUGUCCGCCAAGCUGCCAACUUUGAGGAAGAGCCUCUUCCUGCUCCUCCCGCCGAGGUUGUCGCCAAGGUCAAAAGGGACGAUGAGAAGAAGGAGAAGCGCAAGUCGAAGAAGAAGGUCAAGCCUACUCAGGCUUCCAAGGAGGCGCACUCUCGCUCUGUUACGCCCGCGCUCGGCGAGUCUAUCAAGCAGCACACCAGUAUCAGCAAGCCCAGGCGAGAAGUCAGUGGCGGCAAGGAGAAUGAGCGAGUGCAUGUCGAGGUCGAGAAGAAGCAGAGCAAGCUUGUCAUCAAGAAAUUACGUGAUGAAGAAUAUAAGGAUGACAAGAAUGUCGAGGAGGACCCCACUCCCACAAAGAUGUCCAAGCCUGCUCAGGCUCUCAAGGUCAAGGAACAUACCGUCUUUACCGACAAGAAGGUUGUACCCCGCACUUCCAACUCUCAGCUCACCAACCUCUCUCGUCCUAACUCGGCAGCCUCUGGCGCCAAGGAGCUUUCUCGAGCUACGUCUUCUCAGACUUUGAAAGACAAGCGCGCGUCUGGCCAGUCUUUCGUCUCUGGUAACAAGGAAGAUGCUGUGCUUCGUACUAUGCGCUCUUUGGAAGGUACUCGCAAGCUCUUUACCUCGCAGCAGAAGGAGAAGGCGCAGGAAGCUCUUGCUUCCAUCAAGCGACCUGCUCCUAGUCCUCCUCGGCCCAAGAGUCUGGACUCUGCUGUGGAGAAGGAGAAGAAGAUUGAUGAGCGAAGGAGUCUUGGUAUCGACCGCGCUUUGCUUCCGGGCGUCAAGAAGGAGGACGUCGAUGUCAAGGUCAAGGAAGGUGGUAUUGAGGUAGAUGUGCAUAUCCAUCACCAAGAGAAGGAAAAGAAGGUUGCACAAAAGGAACCUCCCAUGUCGCCUCCUCGGGCACAGAUCUCCAACGCAUCUCGCAUGCCGACGCCUUCCCCUCAAAAGUCGAGAAGACAAAACAUCCGUCCUCAUGCCGAACUCGACGCUACCACUGGCAAAAUCUUCCCCGCUUCUGACGACGAGUCACCGCUCUCAGAGCUGCGAGACAAGAUCAUUGUCUCUGAUCAAGAAAAGCUCGUCAGGUUCAGGCAAGCGUCUGGCGGUUUGACCGAUGCGGUGGAGACUCUCAGAUCGACUUCGCCUUCUCCCAGGCCAUCUGCAGAGCCUUCUUCCUCUCGUGAACUUACGCCCACAGAGCGCCACAGUGCCGAGGUCAAGCCUGCGCUGAGCCACCGCUCGUCCCGGGAGACCGUCAGGUCUAUGCCCAUCUUGUCUCGUACCAAGUCCAUUGAGGCUCUUACCAUGGACAGCAGACUCGACAAGAUGUCGUCUUGGAUCAAGAAUGUCGAGGCCAUCAUCGAAGAUGCUCGCAGGGCUGUUGCUGAGGGUCGCGAACCCGGCCUUCCUGUGCUCAGUCUUUCUAGCGAGAUUACUGGCGAGCAAGAACACCGUUCUGGUGUCACUCCCGACAAGCCCAACGCCAUCCCCGCGCACUUGCGCACGAGCUCUGUCCAGGUUGAGCCUUCUACUCCUCCUCAGUGGAUGACGUACACCGAGGCUGAAGAAAAAGUAAAGGCUGCGAAUGCAUGGAUGGAGGAGCAGGGCAGGAAGAAGAAGGAGAGACCUUCUGUCAACCACGUUCUCAAGCUGUUUGGUGGCGAGAAGGAAAAGGCUCCCGGCUCGAGGUCUGGUACGCCCGAACCUGGUCACUUUGUGCCCCUCAAGCCUCCAGCGCACGCUCUCCGAGGUGUUCCUUCGACCCCUGCUCUCCGCGGCGCUGCUACCAUCCGCCAACCGUCCAAGGUGCCUCACCGCAAGUCCGAGUCCAACCUGCGCAAUUUCAACACCAUGCCCGUCAUUCCCUCUCCUGCCAGCUUCCGUGCUGGGCCUCAGUACGACCCUGAUGCGGACGACGAUGACCUUGGUACAGAGUAUGUCUCUGACAGGCGGAUGAAGUAUGAGACCAUGCUCUCGAGCGACUCUAACGUCUCGAAGCAAGGCGAUGGCUGGACAGGUACUCUGCCCAGAAGGGAAGUCAAGCCUUCGUCUUCUAUGGCAUCGCUCCGUGAGCGUGCUAGGACGUUGCUCGGCGACUCUUCGCGACACCAUGUGACCUACUCGGACGCCACAUACCCCACUCAAAAAGUCGAGAAGCGCUCAUCACGCUUGACACUCCGUGGCGAGAAGAGGAUCCCUGCCCGACCCAACACUCCGGCCGCGGCUAGUGUUAUGGGGGUGAAGACUGGUACUUCUUCUGGUGCUCCUGCCGGGGAUAAGAAGAAAGGCUGGGUGAAGAGUUUGAAGGGGGCAAUGGGAAUGAAAAAGUAG